Molecule: messenger RNA, 1512 nt
Organism: Heterocephalus glaber (naked mole-rat)
Lineage: Eukaryota; Metazoa; Chordata; Mammalia; Rodentia; Bathyergidae
Gene: Pigc
Product: phosphatidylinositol glycan anchor biosynthesis class C
Biological process (GO): GPI anchor biosynthetic process
Cellular component (GO): membrane; glycosylphosphatidylinositol-N-acetylglucosaminyltransferase (GPI-GnT) complex
Source: RefSeq, a predicted model, not a curated record
CGCUCUGGCCGCUAGUGAGCCGGACCCGGAAGUUCUCGGCCGCGGUCGCCAUCUGGGUGCCCCGGGCAGGGAAGGAGGUGGGGCGGCCGCCCUGGCGCACGGGGGCACCCCCGGGGACUGGCGGGCAGGGACUUGGCCAUGUUGUCCAGCCGCAGAGAACAGACCCGUCUAUUGUAAGCCUUCCCUAAGUUGCUGCCCUUGAAAAGGAAGAAUCCCGGCAUGGAAUCUCCAGAGAAGUCUUAUUUCAAAACUUCAUAAAGAACAAGAGGCACAUGGACGUUUUUGAGGGAGAUUUCCUGGCCUGAGAUUGAGGGAUAGGAUAAGAUAAUGUGUGACCAGCCUGAAACUCAUACCACAGAGGUCAAAUGGCAGAAGGUGCUGUAUAAGCGUCAGCCCUUCCCUGAUAACUAUGUGGACCGUCGGUUCCUGGAAGAGCUCCGGAAAAACAUUUAUGCCCGGAAAUACCAGUAUUGGGCUGUAGUGUUUGAGUCCAGUGUGGUGAUACAACAGCUGUGCAGUGUCUGUGUUUUUGUGGUUAUCUGGUGGUACAUGGACGAGGGUCUUUUGGCCCCUCAUUGGCUGUUAGGGACUGGCCUGGCAUCUUCAUUGAUUGGAUAUGUUCUGUUCGAUCUCAUUGAUGGAGGUGAAGGGCGGCAGAAGAGUGGGCGGACCCGCUGGGCUGACCUGAAGAGUGCCCUUGUCUUCAUUACUUUCACUUACGGGUUUUCACCAGUGCUGAAGACCCUGACCGAGUCUGUCAGCACAGACACCAUCUAUGCCAUGUCAGUCUUCAUGCUGUUAGGCCACCUCAUCUUCUUUGACUAUGGUGCCAAUGCUGCCAUUGUAUCCAGCACGCUGUCCUUGAACAUGGCCAUUUUUGCUUCUGUCUGCCUGGCUUCACGUCUUCCCCGGUCCCUGCAUGCCUUCAUCAUGGUGACGUUUGCCAUCCAGAUUUUUGCCUUGUGGCCCAUGUUACAGAAGAAACUGAAGGCACGCACUCCCCGAAGCUAUGUGGGGGUUACACUGCUUUUUGCGAUUUCAGCCUUUGGAGGCCUGCUGUCCAUCAGCGCUGUGGGAGCCAUACUCUUUGCCCUUCUGCUGGUUUCCAUCUCGUGUCUCUGCCCUUUCUACCUCAUUCGCCUGCAGCUCUUUAAGGAAAACAUUCAUGGGCCUUGGGAUGAAGCUGAAAUCAAAGAAGACUUGUCCAGGUUCCUCAGCUAAUUUAGGACUUCCAUGAUAUUAAGCCAGGCUGAUAGAUUAACACCCUGCCAGUAUAAAGUGUGAAGGUAGAGUUCCAGUCUGGAAGCAGCAGGUUGAUGUGGGUGAGAGUGGAGAUCAGAAGAGAAACAAAUUAACCAAAGGCUUGUGUGGUGAAGGUGCUUGUCCUUUCUGCUGUUCUGUAGAUGGAAAAGCUCUCUGGUUCCCUUUUAAAUUAUUGCCUCUCAUUUAUUAUUUGCAGCAACAAAUGAAGUGACAUGGUUUCUACUUAUUAAAAAAGUAACACCACAUCCA